AUGGGUUGGUUCUGGACCUCGCCGUCCCCCUCACCAAAGGCUUUCGAAGUCUCUCACCACUCUGCAACUCAGCAACCACAACCUCCAGCCAGCGAAAGGAAGUCAUCAACAGAUGAGGAGGUCUCCAAGUUUCUCCGCGAAAUCCAAGCGGCAGCCAACCCUUCUUCCUCUCACGCCGCUUCCCCUCCGUCUUCAACAGAUUCAGACGCCGCCAAAUCAUCGUGGGUACCCAGUUGGCUUUCAGCGCCAGCGCCUGAGACCCCUCCCCUACCGCCCAAAGACAAGCGCUCUGAAGCCUCUAUCGCCAUGUCCGAGGCUCUUCUUCCAACAACCAUGUCGUGUCAGGAUGCUUUUGACUAUGCCUGGCAUUGCCACACCCCCGGCUCCCAGGUCAACUCUGUUUACCGGUACGGUGGUGUAAGACAGUGCACCGAGCUCUGGGACGACUUUUGGUUUUGCAUGCGCACCAAGUCUUGGGAUCCAAAGCUUCGCGCUGAAGCCAUCAAAGAUCAUUUCCGGAAGAAGGAGGCAGCCAAGUAUGGUCGAGGCCAACCAAGCUCCGAGGACAUCUGGGAAAGCAGAGAUAAGAUGGUAGAGCCGGGAACAACGUUCAACAAAUCCUUCGACCCCCCCAUCAAAGACGAUGCUGCCUUUGAAAGAGAGGAUCAGGAGACUCGGAGGAAGAUUCGCGAGUUUUACGAGAAGAAAACUUGA
Messenger RNA from Podospora bellae-mahoneyi, 714 nucleotides. RefSeq lists its product as uncharacterized. The record is from RefSeq and is a predicted model, not a curated record. The coding region runs from base 1 to 714 and encodes 237 amino acids. Lineage: Eukaryota; Fungi; Ascomycota; Sordariomycetes; Sordariales; Podosporaceae. The transcript has a single exon.